Molecule: messenger RNA, 1155 nt
Organism: Styela clava
Lineage: Eukaryota; Metazoa; Chordata; Ascidiacea; Stolidobranchia; Styelidae
Source: RefSeq, a predicted model, not a curated record
UUCGUAAACCUGCACCGGUAAAUUAAAAUGACUAAAAGGGCUAAGCAAGCGUGGAGUAGCGUCAUCAAGAAUAUACUCGGAGUAGACAGUGCUAUAGAAAGAGCUAUGGUGUCGACUGCUACUAACGUUAACGCUAGGAUUAAAGGAAUCACACCAAGUGGAAGGAAAGAAAUUUCAAAGGAUAAAAAAUAUAUCCAGGCAUUUUUCUUUGAAGAGCUCUGUUCCCGCCUUGGUGUUGACUCCGAUACACAGGUUCUUAUGAACGAGAGAGAACAUCCGAUCAUGGUAAAGAAUUUCACCAAUACAACGUUGGAUAUCGUUAUUACGGGGGCUUACUCGCCAUUUUGUGAGCAGAAGACAAAUAAGACGAGAGUGGUGGUACAAAUCCAUGCCCGGCCGAACAUGGGAGCAGUGAAAGACGAUUUGAUACGACUUGGGACUUUGCACAGCAGGGAGGGAGGUUGUGACUAUUGUUACAUGUUUGUCUGCGGAGAAGUCAGAGAACUGCGCACAUUGGAAAGGCAGGCACAAGAAGACGAGAUUGUGUUGCUUGUUAUGCCGGGAGAGAAACAUGUCAAAAUCCACGUGGAGUCCCUGAACAUAGCGUCUGAACCAAUCAGAGUUCGAGACUCAAGCGCAGAAAUCGUUGGCUGCAGACUAUGGAGGAUCACUGCUUGGAAACCACCGAAAAGGGGGGACAUUGGAUUCGUGAGACAGGAAAACAUCGACAUUGUUACGUCAUCCGAAAGUGAGAGAGAAAAUCGUUCGGAAGAGGAGAGAAAAGUUGAAACGGAUGAGGGAGAAAUGAGUGACACGCCCACAAUCAAAGACGGCGAAAAAUAAUGAUGACGUCACAAACUUAUUGAUGACGUCAUACAUAAAAACAAUGCAAAACAAAAACACUACAAUGACGUAAUAAACGAAGUUAAAAAAUUUACUUUAAAAUUACGUAAUGAAUAUGACAUCACCAUGUUGACCUAAUGACGUCACGAAUAUAAACUUUGCCAUAACUGCCUUGAUAUUUGCACAAUUUUUUUUUUCAAGCCUAAUUUUUCUGUCAGUAAGAAUAUUUAGUUUUGCGUGAAUAUUUAGAAUAUUUAUACUAGCUUGCUUUAAGAGAAUAAAAUGAAAGGUAGCUUUCGCGUCCAAAUGAUA